GUCCUGCCACUGCCAUGUUGGAUGGAACAGGCUGCGGGCUCUCAGGCUGUCGGACUUCCCAGGAAAGUUUUUACCGUUUUCCGCUCUCGUUGUCACCUUAUCUCCUCAAGUAGUCAAACCGGGACUGCCGUUCUUAAAAAGGGCGCACACUUUAUAAAAGCACAACUGUGCUAUCGCUGGGGUUAAACCGACUUGAGAAGCAGGGUGGUCGGAGGAAGGCCACGGAUGACCCGAGUAUUGUUUAUGGAUCGUUUUGGACUCGGUUCUUAGAGUCAAACUUCAAUUUAUUUCUUCAUCGAUGAUGAGUGGAUUUCUUAAGCAGCAGCGGCAAUCUAAUGUCGGUUCCAUACUGCUGACGCCGCAAGAGAAUGAGUCCAUUUUCAACCACCUUGGCAGGAAAUGCAUUAGUUUGUCCUCAGCAGUGGUCCAGGUACUCACAUCAGAAAGGAACGCCACCUGGAACAAGAGAUGCUUCGGUGUGGCCUCUCUGAUCAAGGACAACCCCCAGCGGGCCUACUUCAUCCGAGUCUAUGACAUCAAGGACGGCAAGAUGCUGUUUGAACAGGAGCUUUACACCAAUUUUGGCAUCAACCUCCCCAGGACAUACUUUAUCACGUUUGCUGGGGAUACGACACAAGUGGGCUUGAACUUUGCUAGCGAGGAGGAGGCCAAGCGUUUCCGAGGCCACAUUCUGGAACUUGUGGGCAAAAGACAAAGAAAAUCUGAGAAGAGACGCGAGCCUCCAAAUGGUCCCUCGCUGCCCAUGGCCACUGUGGACAUCAAAAACCCAGAGAUCAGCAACAUUCAGCGUUUCCAUAGUAACACCCAGGUGAACAACUUAAUGCACUCCACCUUCCCCAAGCGGGAGAAGAAAGUCAGAGGCAAAAAGAAGAGGCUGACCAAGGCAGACAUCGGCACACCCAGCAACUUUCAACACAUUGGACACGUGGGCUGGGAUCCAAACACAGGCUUUGACUUAAAUAACUUGGACCCCGAACUGAAGAACCUCUUUGACAUGUGCGGCAUCUCCGAGGCGCAACUUAAAGACAAAGAAACCUCCAAGGUUAUCUAUGACUUCAUCGAGAAGAAAGGAGGGGUGGAAGCUGUAAAAAAUGAGCUAAGGAGACAAGCUCCCCCACCCCCUCCAUCCAGAGGUGGACCGCCGCCCCCGCCUCCACACCACACCUCGGCCCCUCCGCCCCCGCCGCCCGCCCGCGGCAGAGGCGCUCCACCGCCCCCUCCGCCCUCCAGAGCCCCCUUCUCGGCGCCGCCGCCGCCGCCUCCGUCUCGGCCGGGCAUGAUCUCUCCCCCGCCACCUCCGCCAAGCCGGGGCUUCCUGCCGCCGCCCCCGCCACCAGCCCACUCCUCCACCCUAACGCCACCUCCCCCACCACCUCCCAUGACGACGUCCAUUCCAUUCGGCACCGGAGCACCGCCGCCUCCUCCGCCGCCACCUCCUGGACCACCUCCACCUGGCAUGUCCAUGGAGGCUAACGGAGGCGACAGCGGGGGAAAGUCGGCCUUGCUGAGUCAGAUCCGGGAAGGCACCCAGCUGAAGAAGAUGGAGCAGAAAGAGCGGCCCGUCUCCAACGUUGGACGAGACGCGCUCCUGGGCCAAAUCCGACAAGGAAUCCAACUUAAAGCUAGGGACGAUAAUGACUCGCCUCCGUCUUCCAUGGCUCCCUCGGCCGGCAUUGUGGGCGCUCUGAUGGAGGUGAUGCAGAAGAGGAGCAAGGCCAUUCACUCAUCAGACGAGGACGAGGACGAUGAAGACGAUGAGGACUUUGAAGACGAGGACGAGUGGGAGGACUAGUCAUGUUUUUAGAUAAUUAUGACACUUAAAUCUUUAAUUUGAAAUUACAAAAAUGUAAAUGUUCUAUCAAUUUGCUGUAUAUUUUUGUUGCCUUUAUGCUUCUUCUUUUUGUAUUAAUCUGUGCAAUACCUCAUUUAAUCUUAUCCGUUUUGUACUGUCCUCCAUCAGUGGCUCGUCUCUCACCACACAUUCCCUGCAUCCUGUCUCUCUCAUCGUCCCAACUAUAGCGUGCAGUUUUGACGUCAAGCUAACAUUUUUGUUAUUAGAGGCCUCCGUGGAGCGGGGGGGAAAAAAAGAAAAAGCUAUUUUCAUACCCUAAUUGUGGUUUAUUUUUGACAAAUCUAAAGAUCCUAGUUUAGCACUCAUAUUUUCUUUGAAAAAGUAAGAGAAUAUUUAGCCUCAUCUGAUGUCCUGUGUAAAUUUGCCCCAGAUUGUUCUAUUUUUCUUGUUUUUGCACAGAAAGACUUGCUGCAUUUUCAGGUCGGUCUCCUAUGUAUGCUUUAAGAGAUGAGAAAGAGGAGUUUUGCGGUGGUAUAUUGAUGGUUCACACUUACUUUCUUUAAAUAAACUGACAAUGUUAUAUUAAUAAGUGACGUUUUUGACAGAGUAACGAUAUACAGUAUACCAUUGAAACUCUUGAGGCACUUGGACAGAAAACCUUUAUUGUUUAGCAAAUAACACUACAUUCAAGUGGAGUCACUGCAGGGUUUGUUUUAUCUUUUUUUUUACUUUACAAUAUCAAGUAUUGAAAAUAUUUGUUGGAAUCGGGUCAUUGAUGUAAAAUUUGAGGAAUAAAGACAUUUUUAGUUGUA
Messenger RNA from Entelurus aequoreus (snake pipefish), 2625 nucleotides. Its product is annotated as actin nucleation-promoting factor WASL-like. The record is from RefSeq and is a predicted model, not a curated record. Gene Ontology annotation, cellular component: nucleus; endoplasmic reticulum membrane; cytoplasm. Gene Ontology annotation, molecular function: actin binding; microtubule binding. The coding region runs from base 299 to 1813 and encodes 504 amino acids. Gene Ontology annotation, biological process: actin filament organization. Lineage: Eukaryota; Metazoa; Chordata; Actinopteri; Syngnathiformes; Syngnathidae. The transcript is spliced from 11 exons.